Messenger RNA from Trichoderma asperellum CBS 433.97, 1026 nucleotides. RefSeq lists its product as uncharacterized. The record is from RefSeq and is a predicted model, not a curated record. Gene Ontology annotation, molecular function: membrane insertase activity. Gene Ontology annotation, biological process: protein insertion into mitochondrial inner membrane from matrix. NCBI's taxonomy places the organism in Eukaryota, Fungi, Ascomycota, Sordariomycetes, Hypocreales, Hypocreaceae. Gene Ontology annotation, cellular component: mitochondrial inner membrane.
AUGCCCGGUAGCAGGGCCUCACCAACUCGUCUUAUGCAAACGGCCUAUAACACAUCGCGAAGCAAUCCCAAUUCCAUCCCGGGGCGGCGCAGCUUUCACCUCAGCGCUGUAGGAGAUGCCGUAUUAUGGACAGCUGACAGCAUCACCUUUAUCCACCACGCCGGACUGCCCUGGUACAUCUCCAUCCCUCUCGUGGCCGUGGGCGUAAACUUCUCAUUUCGACUCCCGAUUCAGUAUUACACACGGCGCCUUGUGGUCACCAGAAACAGACUGACUCCGCUGGUCACGGCCUGGAGUUCUCGACAUGCCAUGACAGUGAAGCACGGCCAGGGCGAGGAUGCAGAGCGACUGUGGAGGCUGCGAGUUGCUGGUCUGACGGAGAGGUCUCGGUCAAGGAUAUAUAAGAGCUGGGGUGUGCAAAGAUGGAAGUCAUUCGCUCCCUUCCUGAGCAUGGCGCCCUUUAUUAUCGUGUCAGAAGCUCUACGACGACUCUGUGGCGCCCCCACAGGGUGGCUCAGUCAUUCGUUCGGGUUGGUAGACAUCCAGGCCGUUUCAUCAGCUCUCGAGCUAUCUCGCCGCUAUCUCGACGAAUCCCUGGUGGAUGGCGGGUGCCUCUGGUUCACAGAUCUCACUGCCAUGGACCCUUAUUAUGCGCUUCCCGUCAUCUGUUCGGCGCUGCUUGCGCGAACGUCGUGGGGUAGGCUGUCAAAGGACCAGCUCAAGGCUUUGCUGAGCGUCAGUCCUCCUCAGGUGCCACAAACUCCUAUUAUGAGAAUUCGAACGGCGGUAGGCCGGACGCUUCUCUUGAUACCUCUCUUCCCCAUCCUCUUUGCCGACCUACCUAGCGCAAUUUUCUUAUACUGGGCAUCAACAUUUGCUCUCAACGAUGUCAACGAGGCCAUCCUCGGGAAAUGGCUUCCAAAGGAGACGCAGAAACUAUCCAAACCCACUCAGAAGCCACUGGCAGCCUUGCCAUAUUUACGAGGAACAGUAGAUGCCAAACAACAACCAGAUGCGAAUAGAUGA